Penicillium argentinense is the source of this 1587-nucleotide messenger RNA. Its product is annotated as cytochrome P450. The coding region runs from base 1 to 1587 and encodes 528 amino acids. Lineage: Eukaryota; Fungi; Ascomycota; Eurotiomycetes; Eurotiales; Aspergillaceae. The record is from RefSeq and is a predicted model, not a curated record. The transcript has 7 exons. Gene Ontology annotation, molecular function: heme binding; iron ion binding; oxidoreductase activity, acting on paired donors, with incorporation or reduction of molecular oxygen.
AUGUCCCUUUCCACGCUCUUGAGCGUAAUCUUAGGGGCGCUGCUGCUCUACGCGACUAGAUGGCUACUGACAAGCAAGAGAAAUGACCUCCCCUUGCCCCCAGGUCCGCCAGGAAAGCCUCUCAUUGGCAACAUCUCGGACCUGCCUGCGCCAGGGACACAAGAUUGGGUACAUUGGCUGAAGCAUAAGCCGCUGUAUGGCCCCAUCAGUUCGGUUACCGUCAUGGGCCAGACCAUCAUAAUCGUGAACGAUACCCAAAUCGCCCUGGAGCUCCUAGGAAAGCGCUCAGCCAUCCAUUCCUCGCGCCCGAAGCUGGUAUUCGCGUCAGAUAUGGUUGGGUGGGAGCAUAUUCUAGCAAUGCAACCCUACUCCAGUCGAUUCCGUGCCUAUCGCAAGGCCAUGCAGCCUUAUCUUGGCUCUGAGCAAGCAGUUGCGCAGUACAACUCUUUGCAGGAAGUCGAGGCUCACCGGUUUCUACUUCGUGUUCUGAGAUGUCAAAACAAGCUGGCCCAGCAUAUUCAAACUGAAGCUGGAGCGGUGAUUUUGAAAAUCGCAUAUGGAUACACCAUUGAUCCGCAUGAGCGAGACCCCUUGGUACACAUUGCGAACCUUGCCCUGGAACACUUUUCCAUUGCCGGAACACCGGGUGCUUGGCUAGUGGAUAUGAUACCCAUAUUGAAAUAUGUUCCUGCCUGGCUCCCCGGUACCGGGUUUAAGCGAAAGGCAACGGAGUGGAAGAGUAACCUGGAGGAUGUCGCGAAGAAGCCCUACGACUUCGUGAAGAAGCGCAUGGAGCGAGGAAAGUUCGAGCCAUCGUAUCUGUCGAAUUUCUUCAAGGAAGAAGGCUGUCCUUCCAACGGAACCGAGGAGGAGAUAGUUGCGAAAUGGACCUCGGCAUCACUCUAUACGGGCGGCGCUGACACGACUGUCUGUGCCAUCGAAACCUUCUUCCUAGCCAUGACUCUCUUCCCCGAGAUACAGCAAAAGGCACAGGAGGAAAUCGACAAUGUUUUGGGAUCGAGUCAGCUGCCCAAAAUGGCCGACCGGGCUCGACUUCCAUAUGUCGACGCUCUUGUGAAGGAAGUCCUUCGCUGGCACCCGGUCGCACCAAUGGGCAUCCCCCAUAUGUCUGUUGAAGAAGACACCUGGGAAGGAUAUCGGAUCCCGAAGGGAUCAUUGAUCAUGCCUAACAUCUGGGCUCUCACACAUGACUCCGCGACUUACGAAAACCCGAUGUUGUUUAACCCCGAGCGCUUUCUAGCUACAGAUGGUCAGGAACCCGAGCUACAUCCGCACACGAUCGUGUUCGGCUUCGGCCGUCGCGUCUGCCCUGGUCGUUUUCUCGCCGACAACACACUGUUCCUCAGCGUCGCCCGAUCGCUCGCGGUGUUCAACAUUAGCAAGGCAAAGGAAAAUGGGAAGACUGUGGAUGUGAAUCCGGAAUUCCAGCCUGGUGUCAUUAGCCACCCGGCUCCUUGGAAGUUCGAUAUAAAGCCUCGUUCGCCUGCUCACGAGGCUCUGAUAAUGUCUGUGGAGACGGAUCAUCCAUGGGAGGAAUGUGAUGCUCCGGAACUGAAGACUGUGUAA